ACUUUAAGCUGGAAGUUAAGUUUAGGACUCAGAAAUUUCAGUCUUGGUGAGAUGCAGAGGAUAACUACUUCAUUUCAACGCUAGACGUCCGUUGCUUGAUCCCUCGCAGAGGUCUGACUACAACUACUAAAGCAAGAUGGGGAAAUGAUGGGAGCUCACCAAGACAGAGAAUGAAUGAGAUUAUGCUUGGCCAUGCCGGGUAGGUGAAAUCCAAGCAGACAGUCAGGAAAGAUUAGGAGGAUGAUAUUCAGCAAAUGAAUAUCAGAAUGUCACAUUUGCAAGGUACACACAUUAGACCAGCUACAUAACAUAUGGUUUACCUAAAGUGUACAAGCUGUUGACAGAUUUUCAUUAAGGACACACACUUGUCUGAUAUGUCUCCUCAGAGAAUGUCAAAAAAAUUUUGUCCUCUUUCACAAUGAUAGCACACAGGCUGAAUGUAGGUUUUCAUGUAGCUUUCAUAUAAGUGUAUUGUGAUAUUGAGCAUGUUUAAUUCAUCUCUUUCUUUAACACAAGGUUUUAUCAAGUAAAAAAAAGAAAGUUCACAUAAUAUCCGUUUCUUAGAUGUACAUCUUCAGACACGCCCUGUUGGUUUGAGCCACAUGUAGCAUCACUGAGAAAGAACCUGCCUGUCAGCCAGCUCUAUAGGCUUCAAAGAGUUUGCAGUUGUGAUGUGGAUUUUAUGAAGCAGAAACUAUGCUUUCAAGAUUUUUUUGGGUGGAGAAUACCCAAAAGAAUUACUUCUGCCAGGGAACAUUUCCCGCAGCAGUCGUACAGACAUAACAACCUUAGAUCCUUCAAUUAAAUUGUGAGCGGAAAUUACCCUUCAAUUUGCACAAAUUAAUUUGUUAUUGAACAAGCUAAACAUGUAUAAACUGUAUGAAGUGCAGUUUUAUUUGCACAAAAUGACAUAACAUCCUUACUUGUGCCUGUGUUCAUGAUUCCUUCUGUCCAGUCAAAUAUUCUAUUGGUGAGUCUUAUAGUAGGCUACUGUAAGUAAAGGUCUUAUAAAAGGAAAAUCACUUUGUAAAAGAUCUUGCUGUAAAUCCCCUGUUGUUGCCAAGGUUUCUCAUGUUAGCUAGGGAUAUUUGAUGAAUUCAGAAAGUAAAGAGGGAAAGAAGCUUAUCUGGAAAGAGGGAGAGACACAGCAAUACUUGCGAUACAUCCUUAGAGGAUGCAAAGUUAGUCUUUCUGUAGAUACAGUUGGCACUGGCAGCAUAACCAUUUGCUGCAGUGCGUGGAAGUAGUAAUUCAAAGUAAACCAAGAGAAAUUAAUUAUUGAUGUGUUAUGAGAGACAACCAUACAUCAUUAUGGCAUUUAGGUGGAAAGAAAAUAAGAAAGAAUUAUUGAGUAGGCACAAGUUAGGUCAGCCUGGGUACACAUGGGAAGGGGAAAUGCAAGCACACAAAUACCAACUUGCUUUCUUGCCAAAGAAAACAAACACCAGCAUAUAAGACCUGACCUCCUGCAAAAGCCCAUCACUCAGCUUUCUGUUUACUUUGGAGAGCUCACUGUGCCAUAGGAAGAUGCUGUAAAUGCUUUAGAUCAGGCAUAUGGAAGCAAAAAGCAUAAACACGGUGGAAACACAGUGCAUGCAGCCAAGGCUGAACAGUGAACAGUUUAUAGCUUGGAAAAAAACGUGGCCGGGGCUUUCAUCAACAGCCAAAGGCAUCUUCAGAGGCAGAUAGAAAAACAGAGUAGCAAGUGGCUGUGGUGGAAGAGAAACGACUUUGCUGUAUCUGGGACCCGAAGUCUGAAAAUUCAUCUCAAGGGAUAGGUGGCUUACAGUAAUUCAUGAUAUGAUGACAGGUUGUGGUUAAUAAAAUGCAUUUACUCAAAGUCUUAGCCAGCGAUUUUAAUCUGAUUCACUCCACGCUUGUUUGUGGGCGUGUCUGAAAGCUGAUUUUGUUUUUUAUACACAUAAAUCACCACUGGAUCAUGGAUUCCUAAGAAAUUAAAAAAAGAUUGAUUGUAUCCCAUUUUCUGACAAUGAAUAAAAUCUGUCAGAUGACUGGAAUUGAUCAACAUGGAGGCUGACAAGAAGGGUCAUGACCUUUACAAUCACAGGAGAAGGUAUGGUAAUGAAAGUCUUUGAAGCAGUUAUCUUGUCAGCUCUGCAUGAUCAAUGAACCAAUGUGGCCUUGUGUCUACAAUCACCGUAAGUCCUCAGUAGCCUUCUGAAUGUGUCAGACCUGUCAUGGUGAACUGUGCAGUAAUCAACAUAGGAGUUUGAGUUGUGACAUUUGAAUCAGGGCUUUAAGUCACACAAAGCACAUCAGCACAUCCUAAAGGUCUGUGUAACACUGGCCACGAUUUCCAGCCGCUGAGUCUUUUUUUUUUUCCCAGCACACACACAAGAACAAAAACAAGUACUGGUUUGAUAUAUGGACGUGUAUGUCACAGAGGUAUGCAUAGGUUUGACAGAAGCAAAUGUGUCCAUGUGCAGUCAAGACAGUAGCAAGGCGUCCAGUGAUAUCAACAAAAGCAACUCUGUGGUAGGUCUUAGUCAUUCUGUGGUUUGUAUCAGAACAGAAAGCAUACCCAUACAUGAAAAGAGUGCUUGUCACUCAAAAUAAUUUUCUUACAAUACACCCCGGUGUGUUCAGCACCUGUGACUGUGUCUUUUUUAAUAUUCUUUUCCUCUCAUGUAUAUAUUACACAUCUCAAUAUAAUUCAGUCCAGCCUCAAAAGUACAACCUCAUAGAGAUGAAUCACUGUUACACUGUGUCAAUUACCAGUAGGGCUGAAACUAACUCAUUAUUAUGUUCAUUAUUGAUUGAUUUAUAGAUUACAUUUUUGAUCAUGUAGUCUAUGAAAUGUGGAAAUUGGUGCAAAAGGCCCAUUACAGUUUCCCAAAGUCUAAUGUGACAUCUACAGUUGCUUGAUUGAUUCAUAAAAUCCUCACAUUUAAAAUGCUGUAAACAGUGGUUAUUUGGCAUUUUUGCUUGAUAAACAAAUUAUUUCUUGCAGCACUAUUGCACCAAAUUACAUAAAAUUGUACAGGUGAACCUAAUAAACUGGCAACUGCACAUUAAUAUUGCCUUAAACGUCUCCAAAGCAUCAGAUUUUCAGCUGUACUUGUGUUAAAAGGUCUGCUGCAAAGAAAAGCCUCACACGGUUGCUUGAAUUUUACAGAUUGUGUUUGUGUCUGUUUUGAGUUCUUCUUCUAGUUUAGUAGAUGUUUUAAUUUCUCUGAUUACAUUACUAAACAGCAUGGAGAUAUUCUGUUUACUGAGCUUGUAGUUGAUAUUACUCUCUGGAUCCAACAAAGCACACUGGAGCCAUUAUUCCUCUUUAUAGGCUCCCACAAGGGACAAUUACGAGAAAACAGUGUCAGGUUUUCACAGUUGAUGCUGUACACAUGGCCCGGCAUUUAAGGACUCUCUGUCCUCUGAAUUUUGAUAAAUGAAUAUUUUGAUAAUGAGGUGACUGUGCCAUCACACUGCAGGACACUAUUUUGAAUAACACAUUUCAAAUUGGACAAAAUAACCCUGUUUGCUCUGUGCCCAGUGGGAGAAGAGUACUGUAGCAAGCUAGUUUGCUAUAAAUUUAAUCCCCUACCACUGGGGCUAUGGAGCUGUAAUGUCAAGGUGAGAAAUGCAGACUUGAACCUGGAAGACAUCCGCUACUAAUGAUCAAAUUUUCUCGGAAAAUAUGUGUGGAGGAGGGGGAUGAGUCACAGUCUACCCUAGAGGUAUCACAGUGGGGAAUUAUCCCUGUGGCAUGCAGUCAAGACUGGUCUUAUUAACCCCACACUGGAAACAGUAUUAUUUGGUGGACAAGAAAGUGAAAUGGGAGGAUGGCUGAUUCUCACCAAUAACAUCUUCCUGGCACUGUAGAGGUGCCUCAUUUUUGGCAACUGUAGUAUCACGGCAAGAGUUUUUCUGCUUCAGAUAAAGUAGAAAAUGAUUUUGAGAUAACUGCUCUAUCUAGUUUGUUACUGAUACCUCUUACUAUUGGCCACUUUUGGGCAACAGCUCAACUAUGCUGUUAGUCCAAACGCCAUUUAAGUGUAGUGUAAGUGUAGUGUAGGUUCACAAAAUAAAAAUCAGUUACCAUAGUUUUACCUGCAAAACUAGUAACAUUUCCAUCAGCCUCAGCUGCACUCUCAGUUUAGCUAAGAGGAUUAACAUUAUAUCUCCGAAAACAUCAGCAUGUUAGCAUUGUCAUUGUGAGCAUGUUAGCAUGCUGACUCAUGUUAGUACAGCCUUAUAGAGCUGCUGGCUGUAGACUCUUAUGGCAUUUUCAAACCUGUGUUGUUUAGUCCAGUUGAAUCUGACACUGGUUCAUUUGCAUAGAUCUGAACAUAGCAAUCGUGCUCGGUUGCAGACCAAAAUGAUCACACCAAGACCCUCUAAAAACGAAUUGUGGAGCGGUUUAUUUGUGUGGAGAAUGUGAUCCAAUUUCAAUUUGACCCCAGUACAGGACGUACUCUGAAAGUUUGAGCUAAACAGCUCCCAUAGCCAGGUCUGCUUUGCAUACUGGUGUUGCUAGCACAGUGAAUUGAGGUCUGAUCAUGACUACCACCAAAGUUCAUUGCCUUGAUUGAUAUUUGGGCAGAUUGGACCUUCUGCAGAACCAUCUUCCUGUGUUUAUGUUCCUGAACCAAGGUCAAAAUGCAACAAGCUUACCAAUUUAUCCAGAGAUUCAGAUCAGAGCAAAUAAACAAUAGGUUUUUCAUUGUCCUUGGUCUUGGUUUUUAAAAUUUGCCUUCUGCGCUGUCUACCUGUCCAAGUGAUCCCAUCAUUGGUGCUUCUAUAUCCUGAUGCCACAGUUAUAGCAAAAUUGGUAAAGUGAUAAUUACUUUACUUUGGAGCUGGUUAUCAGGCUAACAGUAGCAUUCCACAAGUUGAGAAUGAUACACCUUAUUAUUGAACACUGUAUUGUUGUUUUUCUCUAUCAUAGUCAACCAUAGAAUGGCCCCACUAGUCUGCUCCUUAAAGUCUAUACAUGUAUGCAGAAUUCCACACAAGCAAGCAGUUAUACAAACAAGGACAAAGUCUUGCGACUUUGGUGUGACCGUGACAUAAGUGUCCAUAAUAAAUUCACUCUCUCACUCCUAUAGUAUAUUCUCUACAUAAUCUUUCUCAUGCUCUGAAUAAAACUGACGUGUUGCAGUGUAUUUCAUUUGUCAACAUAAGUGCACUAACCUUGUCAGUGGUACUUCCACAGCAGUGCGGAUGGUGGAACAGAAUAAAGAAUCUGAGAGCUUGUCAGGGAUCUCAGACAGACAGCAGCAUGGUGAGUGUGGUGAGAUAUAAAUUGUAAUGGCGUGUGUGGAUUGGUAACUGUGCUUAUCCCCAUUGGCUGAGAGAUGAGAGCAUUGUGCUAAAACAGUAGGCGAGUGUUAUACUGUUUUCACUAUUUUAUUUUAAAGGUAUUUUUGGACCUUACUUAGACAGGAUGGAUUGAGAGAGAAAGGAGGUCGACAUGCAACAAUGGUCCCAGGCUGGAUUCGACCCAGGGAUGCCACUUUUAUGGUCCAUGCUUUAGUGAGCUAAGCUACCAGGACACCCGUUCCAAUCUCUUAUGUUUUAAUGAUCACGUGAAGAGGGUGGUUUGGUCUUUCUCCAGUGUUUCUCUUUCUACUUUAUUAUCCUUUGCUGACCUUAAAGCUAUAACUGCUUUCAUCUCUUCUUGUCUAGAUUACUUCAACUCCCUCUACACUGCGCUCAGCCAGAAUUCACUCCACCUUCUGUAAUUAGCGCAACAUGCAGCCAAUGUGCUUUUAACCAACCGAGAAAGUUAAGAUCAUAUCAUGCCCAUGAAAGCCUCCCUGCACUAGUUUCCAGGAUGUUUCAGAAAAUACUUUUCAGACCCUUUAAUUCCUUAUGAGCCAGUGUGCAGCCUCAGAUCUACUGAGUGGAGACUCCAGACUGCUUCAAAGUCCAAGGUCCAUGGAUUAAGAUCAUCUCCACAGCACCACAGCCCUGAAUGAUCUUGCAGAAGCCCAACACACAUGAUAAUUUAAUCGUGUGCCGGUGCAGCUGUAAUACUAAGCUGUAAUGGGAAGCACUGCAAAGCGGCAAAGCUGAAGCUCCUCCACUGGAAGCACUGGAAUGUCUGUGGCCAAGACCACCGUGGACAAGUUGCUGAAGGGAUAUGACAUCCGUUUAAGACCUGAUUUUGGAGGUCCUCCAGUCAUCGUAGGAAUGAGCAUCAACAUAGCGAGCAUCGACUCCAUCUCAGAAGUAAACAUGGACUACACCAUCACAAUGUAUUUCCAGCAGAGUUGGCGAGAUAAGCGUUUAGCCUAUGGCGAGCUGAACCUAAACUUGACUCUGGAUAACCGUGUAGCAGACCAGCUUUGGCUCCCUGACACCUACUUCCUUAAUGACAAGAAGUCCUUUCUUCAUGGUGUGACAGUAAAAAACCGUAUGAUCCGACUGCACCCUGAUGGCACUGUCUUAUACGGGCUGAGAAUAACCACCACUGCUGCUUGCAUGAUGGACUUGAGAAGGUACCCUCUUGAUGAACAGAACUGCACCCUGGAAAUUGAAAGCUAUGGAUACACCACAGAUGACAUUGUAUUCUUCUGGCAAGGAGGAGACAAUGCUGUGACGGGCGUUGACAAGUUAGAGUUACCUCAAUUUUCCAUUGUGGACAUCCGCUUGGUGUCCAGGGAGGUCAGAUUUACUACAGGUUCAUAUCCAAGGCUUUCGCUGAGUUUCAGGAUUAAGAGGAACAUUGGAUAUUUCAUCCUGCAGACAUACAUGCCCUCCAUCUUGAUCACCAUUCUCUCCUGGGUGUCCUUCUGGAUCAAUUAUGAUGCCUCUGCAGCUCGGGUGGCCCUGGGUGUGACAACGGUGCUUACCAUGACAACAAUUAACACCCACCUUAGGGAGACUCUCCCGAAGAUUCCGUAUGUGAAAGCCAUCGACGUCUACCUCAUGGGCUGUUUUGUGUUUGUGUUCCUGGCCCUACUCGAAUAUGCCUUUGUAAAUUACGUGUUCUUUGGCCGGGGCCCUGCGCAACAGAAGAAAAUCAAUGAGAGGCUGAACAAAGCCAACAACGAGCGCACAAGAUACGAAGAGAAGCGCCUGAGGGAACAGGACUCCAUUUCCGUGCCGUUUCAAACCAACACCUUCAGGUCAUUUACACAGCGAAGAAAUCUGUAUCUCGAGGAACAAAGAAAAGUUGGGGUGGAUGCGUAUGGAAACAUUCUCCUCACCACACUGGAGAUGAAUAACGAAGUGAUGCCUUCUGAUGUGGGAAGCAGUGUCAGUGACUCUCGGAAUUCGGUCAUGUCCUUCGACAGCUCCGGGGUCCAAUUCAGGAAGCCCAUGGCGCCCCGAGAUGGCUUCAGCCACCACUCGCUGGACCGGAGCGCCAUGCGGAGCCGGGCCAACUGUCGGCUACGACGACGCUCCUCCAAGCUCAAGUUAAAAAUCCCAAACCUGUCAGAUGUUAGCACCAUUGACAAGUGGUCCCGGGUCAUUUUCCCUAUCACCUUUGGAUUUUUCAACCUAAUCUACUGGUUGUACUAUGUGAAUUGAUGUGCAUCCCACUAGGAAUCAUGGGCCAUAUUUUGAGAGCACAUUAAAUUGGCUUUGAUACAGUUCCAAAAUAUGUAUACACAUAUACAAGUUGAACAUAUGUAUAUGCAUAUUUCUAUAUAUUAUAUUUAUAUAUACACGUGUGAAAUCUGAAGGACCUUUCUGCUGUACAAAGUAUUAAUAGGAUGACUUGAAUGUUUAAGAAUAAUUGUGAGAGAAGAA
Molecule: messenger RNA, 7719 nt
Organism: Thunnus maccoyii (southern bluefin tuna)
Lineage: Eukaryota; Metazoa; Chordata; Actinopteri; Scombriformes; Scombridae
Gene: gabrb4
Product: gamma-aminobutyric acid type A receptor subunit beta4
Exons: 16
Coding region: 6061-7497 (478 amino acids)
Biological process (GO): regulation of membrane potential; monoatomic ion transmembrane transport; signal transduction
Cellular component (GO): membrane; GABA-A receptor complex; neuron projection
Molecular function (GO): extracellular ligand-gated monoatomic ion channel activity; GABA-A receptor activity; neurotransmitter receptor activity
Source: RefSeq, a predicted model, not a curated record